UAGAAUUCCUGACUCUCAUAUGCUUGCUAAAUUCAACAUAUGCGACGUUAAUUCAAUCGUGACAACGUAUACACCGUCAUCGUUCAUUCAAAGAUUAAUCUAUAAAACAAAGUAAAAUUAAAUGCUCCUCUUCCUCCACCGCGGAUGGGAUGAGAGGGAUGAAAUGAAGCAGCAGAAGCAGGAUCCACGAUCGAAGUCAUAGCAGUAGGUUAUGAAAUACUGCUGCUUGCUCCUUAGUACUAAUUAACCACUACUAAGUAAUAAUGCUGUGUCCGAGACUUGGGGGGUAGAGUAGAUCCUCCCCAGAAUCAGAAUGGUGUUUGGGUGUCGGAGCCCCAGACCAUCCCUCUCCCGCAGUUGCAGGAUCCAAGAGGACGACCUCCUCCUCCGCCUCCUCCUCCUGGUGAUGAAAUUUCUCCCGCCGCCAACUCAUCCAUAACUGCCCUGCCCUGCCCUUGCUCCACCUUUACCUUUACAACCCACCGCCAAACACCAAAUGUCCAAUGACUAAUGAUGGGGCUGCCCAUCUCGUGUACGUCCGUAGAAAGCCCGAUCCACCACAUCUACCACCUGCCUCUUCUGACCCGCACCAACCACCCAUACCCGCUCUCGAUUCUGAAUCGCCACCUGGGAAAUCCGUUCAUCAUCAAUACCAGUCUUCUUCUGAAAAUAUUUCUGGCCCUAAUCAAGUCUCUCCUGGGAUUUCAUCUUCCAUGCGCACUCCUCCUGCUCCCGCCAAAUUGACUGCUAUUCCUGCCGCUACUCCAAUUACGCAUUGGGAAAAUGGUCCGUCUUGCAAAUUAAACAACUCCCUGCACAAGCUGGACCCCUCAGAUCAAAAGGAUUAUAUUGAGAUGCUUCGAUCUCUUUCCUCUGUGGAACUCAGUAAGCAUGCGGUUGAACUGGAGAAGAGGUCAAUUCAGCUUUCCCUGGAAGAAGCAAAAGAGCUUCAACGAGUUCAAGCCCUUGAUGUCUUGGAGAGAUACUCGAAGCACUCGAGAGUGCCCUCGAACCAACAAAACAUGUAAAGACAAUUUAGGUCAAGGUGUUCGACCACUGGUCAGUUGUAGACCUUGUUACUGUACUUUUAAGCUCAGCAUACCCUGUUAUGUUGUAAUUACUGUUUCUGUAAACAUUUAGACGUCUAUUGGCUCCGUCCAUUGACAUGUAGAUAUUCCUAAGUGUAUUUAACCGCAACAUAAUUUUACAAAGUGUAAUAUUCUCAUUUGUUGUUUUGUCACUCUUAAAUGUUAAGCAAAUUUAUACCUCAAAGAAAAGAAAUUGCAGGGCAAAUUUAGC
Messenger RNA from Coffea arabica (coffee), 1299 nucleotides. RefSeq lists its product as uncharacterized. Gene Ontology annotation, biological process: regulation of DNA-templated transcription. The record is from RefSeq and is a predicted model, not a curated record. Lineage: Eukaryota; Viridiplantae; Streptophyta; Magnoliopsida; Gentianales; Rubiaceae. Gene Ontology annotation, cellular component: DRM complex.